Molecule: messenger RNA, 789 nt
Organism: Menidia menidia (Atlantic silverside)
Lineage: Eukaryota; Metazoa; Chordata; Actinopteri; Atheriniformes; Atherinopsidae
Source: the annotation of a GenBank genome assembly
AUGUCCCAGCUGAACCGCGAGCGGAUCCAGGCCAUCCAGAGCUCGUUCGGCCCGUCGGGGAAGCCGCUGUUCCGGGCCGCCCGGGUCCUGGUCGGCGAGGGCCGGCUGCUGAAGCAGAGCCGGCGGGGGCCGCAGCCCAAAGUCUUCUUCCUCUUCAACGACCUGCUCGUGUACGGCAGCAUCGUCCUGGACGGCCGCUGGUACAGCAGGCAGCAGAUCGUCCCUCUGGAGGACAUCCUGCUGGAAGACCAAGAGGAUGGUGCCACGAUGAAGAACCAGUGGUUGAUCUGCACCCCGCGCAAGUCCUUCUACGUAGCCGCCGCUUCCCCCGAAGAGAAGCGGGCCUGGAUGGAGCACAUCGAGGACUGCCGGGCCCUCCUGGUCCGGAAAAAUAGUGGCCAUGAUGGCGGUGGGAGGGCGCCCUACGCGGCCCCCUGGAUCCCCGACGGGGUGUCGGGCACCUGCAUGCGCUGCCGUAGCCGGCGGUUCUCGGCGGGCCGGCGCCGGCACCACUGCCGGAGCUGCGGGCUCCUGGUGUGCGGGGCCUGCUCCCGGGGCCGAGCGCCCGUCCCGCACAUCCACCCCACCAAGCCGCUCAGGGUGUGCGACGCGUGCCGGGCCCCCGCCGAGGAGCCGGCGCGCCCCAGGGGGGGCAGCAUGGGCAAAGCGAGCUCGGACGAAAACGAGGAAGAAGAGGAGGAGGAGGGCCAGGCGCGGCCCGAGCCCGGCAGCUGGCCGGUCUCCUGGGCAGCCGCUGUCCACCUCAGAGCCAAGCGACUCAGGCCCUGA